GGACGAAAAUUACGGACGCGUGAACAAAUUUCAUCCGGCCGGAAUGAGUUGUCGUUCCACCGUCGACAAUGCCGGUCCGAUCGUUUAACAUUCAAGAUCUACUCGAUUACGAUCCUAAUAACGACGAUUGCGUUAGCAGCCAAACAAGAUCCGCCAAGCGAGAAAAGGAAUCCGGUCGUAAAGAGACGGAAGAGACGGACGUGACCGUCAUCAUCGACGUCGAAAACCAUCACCAGGAUAAAGUGUUACUUCACAAGGACGAAAAUGGCAUCGACCGGAAGAACAAAAAAGACCGAACCCACAAUUCAGAAGUUCCAUUGCCGAUUUACAUCCGAGCCGAUGCGAAAUUCUGCGGUUCGUGGCCACCAAAGAGACGCAUCCGCACCGUCUUCACAGUCGGUCAGAUUAAUCAACUUGAGAAGCGGUUCCAGACACAACACUACUUGACGGCGGGAGAACGGAUCGACUUGGCACGCCACCUAAAUUUGUCCGUCUUGCAGGUCAAAACGUGGUUUCAGAAUCGCCGGAUGAAAUGGAAGAAGAGCAGCGCCGCUUGAAUCCUUCCUCACACAAAAACCCAUUUGAUUUAUUCUGUCGUGAG
Molecule: messenger RNA, 601 nt
Organism: Daphnia pulicaria
Lineage: Eukaryota; Metazoa; Arthropoda; Branchiopoda; Diplostraca; Daphniidae
Product: barH-like 2 homeobox protein
Exons: 4
Coding region: 69-557 (162 amino acids)
Biological process (GO): regulation of DNA-templated transcription
Molecular function (GO): DNA binding; DNA-binding transcription factor activity, RNA polymerase II-specific
Source: RefSeq, a predicted model, not a curated record